Molecule: messenger RNA, 4980 nt
Organism: Rhea pennata
Lineage: Eukaryota; Metazoa; Chordata; Aves; Rheiformes; Rheidae
Gene: HNRNPLL
Product: heterogeneous nuclear ribonucleoprotein L like
Exons: 13
Coding region: 146-1789 (547 amino acids)
Biological process (GO): mRNA processing; regulation of RNA splicing
Cellular component (GO): nucleus
Molecular function (GO): mRNA binding
Source: RefSeq, a predicted model, not a curated record
GGGUGUGCGUGCGUGUGUGUGUGUGUAUGUGCCGCGGGGGGAACGGAGCGCAGAGCAUCCUUCGCGCCCGCCGCCGCGCCUCGCGCCCGCCCGCCCUCGCCGCUGUCCUCGCCGCUGUGCGCGCGCCCCUCUCCCCUGCGCGGCAAUGUCGUCGCCGUCGUCCGGGGAGCGGUACGAGGAGGAGGAGGAGGAGGAGGAGGAGGACGGCGCCUACGAGAGCCAGGCCAAGCGGCUGAAGCCCAGCGCCGCCGCCGAGGAGGGCGAGAUCGAGUACAGCGGCGCGGAGGAGGGCGAGAGCCGGCGGGAGAAGGCGGCCCCGCCGCGCGGCGGCGGCGGCUUCGCGGGCGGGGAUGCAGGGGGAAGUCAUCACAAAGUCUCUGUUUCACCUGUUGUUCAUGUCAGAGGACUCUGUGAAUCAGUUGUGGAAGCAGAUCUUGUGGAAGCUCUGGAAAAGUUUGGAACCAUAUGCUAUGUCAUGAUGAUGCCAUUUAAGCGCCAGGCUCUAGUGGAGUUUGAAAAUAUAGAAAGUGCCAAGAAAUGCGUGACAUUUGCAGCAGACGAACCCGUAUAUAUUGCUGGACAGCAAGCCUUUUUCAACUAUUCAACAAGCAAAAGGAUUACUCGGCCGGGAAACACUGAUGACCCAUCUGGUGGAAAUAAAGUUCUCCUGCUAUCAAUUCAGAAUCCUCUCUACCCAAUUACAGUGGAUGUCUUGUAUACUGUGUGCAACCCUGUUGGAAAAGUUCAGCGCAUUGUUAUAUUCAAGAGAAAUGGAAUACAAGCUAUGGUUGAGUUUGAAUCGGUGUUUUGUGCUCAGAAGGCAAAGGCUGCACUCAAUGGAGCAGAUAUCUAUGCAGGAUGCUGUACACUAAAAAUUGAAUAUGCAAGGCCAACUCGACUUAAUGUCAUUAGAAAUGACAACGAUAGUUGGGACUACACUAAACCGUAUCUGGGCCGACGAGACAGAGGGAAGGGCCGCCAGAGGCAAGCUAUUUUGGGAGAGCACCCAUCAUCAUUUAGACAUGAUGGAUAUGGGUCACAUGGUCCUUUAUUGCCCCUACCAAGCCGAUACCGAAUGGGAACUCGGGACACUCCAGAACUUGUUGCUUAUCCGUUGCCCCAGGCAUCAUCCUCUUACAUGCAUGGUGGAAAUCCUUCUGGUUCAGUUGUCAUGGUUAGUGGGUUGCAUCAGCUAAAGAUGAACUGUUCAAGAGUCUUCAACUUGUUCUGCUUGUAUGGAAACAUUGAAAAGGUGAAAUUUAUGAAGACCAUUCCAGGCACAGCACUAGUUGAAAUGGGUGAUGAGUAUGCUGUAGAAAGAGCUGUCACACAUCUCAACAAUGUCAAAUUAUUUGGGAAAAGGCUUAAUGUCUGUGUUUCAAAGCAGCAUUCUGUAGUCCCAAGCCAGAUAUUUGAACUGGAGGAUGGCACAAGUAGUUACAAGGAUUUUGCAAUGAGUAAGAAUAAUCGCUUCACUAGUGCUGGCCAAGCAUCUAAGAACAUCAUCCAACCACCCUCUUGUGUGCUGCAUUAUUAUAAUGUACCCCUGUGUGUUACUGAAGAAACAUUUGUAAAGUUAUGUGAGGAUCAUGAAGUUCUCAGUUUUAUUAAAUACAAAGUGUUUGAUCCAAAACCUUCUGCCAAAACACUCUCUGGUCUGUUGGAAUGGGAAUGUAAGACAGAUGCAGUGGAAGCCCUCACCGUACUUAAUCACUACCAGAUAAGAGUCCCAAAUGGCUCUAACCCUUAUACCUUGAAGCUUUGCUUCUCUACUUCCUCCCACUUAUAGAGAAGAGGACAGCAUGUUAAAGCUACGUUCACCUCGAUUUGCAAGUCUGAAACUACACUUCACUCACAAAGCUCUAAAGUGAUUGCUCUAAUGUUGCCUUGUUUCAAUUUAAUUCUAAUAUCUUUUAUCUUGUUUUAUAAUAAAUGGAUGUUCCUUCAUAAAUACAAAAUAGAUUUUUUUUCCUCUUUGCCUCUGAGAAGUACAUGUUGUAAGCUAACUACAAAGUUUGUAUUUCAUUAAUGUAAUACCUUCAAAAGUCUAAAGAAACUCCAGUAACAUACAAGAUAGCAUACCAUUCAGACCCUAAAAUGUCACUGUUUUCUUCAAAAAAUGAAACUUAUUUGCAUUUUGGUGUUGAAGAUCAGCAAGUAUUUUUUUUUCCAUUUGUAGUCUUAAUUGGCAGAUAGAACUACUACAUCAGAAUUUUAAAUGUAAAACUUGUUUUUCAGUAUGUUACGUAGUGAAGUAUGUUGCAAUAAAUACUAAAAAAAAAAGCUUGUAUUUAUAAAAUGCUUAAAUCAGGUUAAUGUUGCACAUACUAAAUUUUAAGUAGUAUAGAUUUAGUUGAUUUAUAUUCCGAACAAAGCUGACAUAGAAAAUAAGUAUGUACACGUGUAUGGUGUGAAUUCAUACUUAUUUUAAGUUUUUUUUGGUUUUUAACAAUUUUCUGUUUGCAUUAGCAUGAUGCCAUCUAUAGCUAGUCCCACCGUAGGGGCCUUUUUAAAAUUAAAAUUGCAAGCCUAUAUCAGUGUGUUCAUCCUCAUUUUCCAUAACUUAAAUCUUUGAUGUUUAACAUAUCCUCUUUUUAAAUAUUGAGUAUGACUUAUUAAAUGGUAUAAGUUGGAUAUGUGAGAUCAGAAGAUUGAUCACAGCAGAACAAAGGUGGUCAAAGUAGUCAAAAGAAAAGGCAAGCCCCACCAUACUUUCUUACCUGGAUUGUUAAUUUGAUUUACACUUUAUUUUAUUUGUAUUUUGUUUUCUUUUGCUUGAUUUUUAUUUUAUACUUCAGUUAUGAUGAUAAAAGGAUGCAUAGAGUGAAUAGACUUGGCUAGCCUCUCACUUAUACUGAUCUAAUAUAGGUGAGGUUUGGCUAACAUACUUCUCAUUUAUUUCAUGUCAUGUAAUUAAGUGAGGAAUAUUUUCUUUUGAGGAAAAUUUGUUUUGUUCCAGCGCUUAAGAGCCUCAAUUCUCUACUGCAGAAUUGGAGUUGCCGUUUUAGUCAGGCCCAACUCCAGAAAUGGGAAUCCAGGCAUGAAGUUGUCCAUGUUUGUUCCUCUUUCUGAAUAUUCAACAAACUGCUUAGUGCUUUUUUUCAAUUCUGUUCUCAGUGAUCAAGAAGAGUUACUUUAUCAGCCAUUUUAUCUUGCAUUUUAUUAUACAUGUUUUUUGUCCUGUCUUCAAGUGCAGGAUUAUUCAUGCAAGUACGCUUGCUUUUGAGAGAAUAUGUUGCAGUCUGUUUACAGACUGUGGGUAUUGCACACAUACAGGCUAGACUUUCUCCACUCUUAAUUUCAAGGUAGAAACACCUAAUCAGACAAGGGAAGACAAGUCAGCUGUCCUUCAGGUCUUCCAGUUGGCAAUGAUUCGGUUUCGUCCUGGUUACCCCCGUUUUUUUCAUGCUUCUGGUAAUGAGUAUUUCAGGAAUUCAAAGCAUGCUGCUAAUAUGUGCUGGAAACCGAGGGGCAGCUGCACUUUGUUUGGCAGGCCUUGUUUCAUGUGGCCUUCUUCGUACAGUUUGGAGUAAUAAUAGCCUCCCAUCUGGUCUGUGGUAGACUUGCUUUUUAGGGGCAUUUUUUUUUCCAGCUUCACUGCUUCUGCCCUAGAAAUUGCUUCUGGAGAACUUCAGUCUAGAAGACUACAUGCCAUGCCUUGCUAUUUGCCAACAGAAACGCUGGGUACUCGUGACAAGUUGUGUGCUGCCUAGCAUUUUGACUGUAAAAGAUCUUCUCACAAUCGUUCAUUUCUCUCAGCUAGAAUGUCCUGUGGAAAUGUUUCUCUUGUCAUAGCUUGCAUUGUUAUUAGUAUUAAUGUAUUUCAAGAAGUCAGAAUUUUUGUAGCUGAAUAUUAAAAAGUCAUGUUAUUUGCUGGUCCUGUUUGGGGUGUAGGAUGAGUGACCCUAAAGCAUUCAGGUUUUUAUAGAAAAGCACUUUAAUGUUACCAUAUCCUCCAAGGAUCCCAGCCUUCAGUGCCUAAGAUGCCUGGAUGAAAGGCAUCUUUCCUGUGGCUGCUCAGAUCAAACAGAGGACGGACUAGUUCUAGGCAUAUCUGAGAGGAUAUUUUAUCAACUGGAAGUCCCCAUUCUCAAAAUGAGAAUAGCCUGUACCAUAUGAGGAAGAGAAGACUGAGAAACUGUUCAUACUUCUUUCUCCUUAAAACAAUCAUUAUGUUCUUUUGAAAUUUGAGAAUGGGAAAGAUUUUGCUGUAAAAAGAAAAUAGUUCUCCUGGGCCUAAAUGGGUGGGUGCUCCUCAUAGGGAAGGAUUUAGGCUCGUGGUCUCCUUCUACAGUCAAGGUCCCUGGUCACCUAUGAUCUUGCUCAUUAGAAUGGAGCCAGAAUAGUGGAACAGGUAAAUAGUUGCUCCAAAGGGAGUGAAGUUUGUGUGUUGUUUGGCAGCCUACCACUUGUUAUACUUUUUAGAUUAAAUUUUAAAGCACUAAGGUCUCUUGAUGCAAUUUUUCUGUCCUUUUUGCCUAAGCCAUACACCCAAAUUAGUGAACAUUGCUAUACAGAUUUCCUUUGUGUAAGCGGUUCACAUUCAUAUUGUAAUAUAUUCAUGACAGUUUCAGGAUUUUGGGGUUUGGGGGUUUCUUUGUUUAAGUGUUUAUUUUUCUAAUUGGCCACUUUUCAUUGGAGAUAAAUGAUACAUUGAAGUGGAGAUCUUUUCAUUUUCUUUCAUGAUACCCUAAUCUUUGUUUAUUUAUUUUCCCUUAUAAGGGGAGGAAGUGGGAAGAGUUGCUUUUUGACUUUCUGUACCACCACAGUAAGGUAGGUAGUGUGUGUUGCUAGGUGAUAUAAGAAAGGGUAUAAAAGAAACCGUUUGGGAAAUGUCUGGGUGUUUUGCUUUAUAAAAAGAAUGACGCAAUUUAAUGUAGUGUCACUAAGUCUGUCUUUCAGUAAGGCACAAUGUUUGGGCUAAGCUGGCUUGUAAGGCUGAAACCCUCCUUGUUGUAAUUAAAUGCAACUUGCUCCUUU